AGCAGCACUGAUCCUACCCAGUUUCUCUUGCUCAACCAAAACUGACUUUCCGGGCUCCAGAUCUCGUCGUUCUUAUCCCCGACCUUCCCUGCCCUCGCCUUGUCACUGCCCUGCAAAAGCUUGUUGACCCGCACAACCACACGUCUUCCGUGCUCGACCCCAGCUACGGCUUCUCAACGCUUGUAUCCACGCGGCCUUGGAGCAUUCUGCUUUUGGUCUUGCCGUGGUCAUUUCUUUCAUCGCUGGGCUGCAAAGCACAGACGGGUUUUCCUUCUGAAGCUUUCGAGGGGCCGCUUCCUGGAUCUGCGCAGGUCCAUUUCGUGCGCAACCACGGUCGACAAUCCGACCCUCUCUUUCAGUUGCGCGUGUGCACCACGCAUCCCGUCUCUUGUCGGCGACCUAUACACCGUGUCUGAAUUGCGCUCAAAUCAAUCGAACAAAGGAGCCUUGCCGGAUCUUUGCUGAUACAUGCGUCUGCUACGAAGGUGGGCCGGUCUAUGUCCAGUAUGGAGAGCGGCGGUGCAGACUCCGGCGAAAAGCCUCCGGAUUAUGUAGAAAGAGACGACUUGACCAUCUCACGGCCGGGAAAGGCCGGAGCUGUUGGUAAAGGAGAUGAAGUAUUCUCCAGUGAGGUUCGGCGUCUGUUCGAAGCAGCCGAGAACAAUGGUAUCGAACGCUUGACAAAAUUGAAGGCAAAUCUAAAGGCCGCGAGAACAGCGGAAGAGUUUUGGCCUAUGGCUACGCGCGGGUUAGCGGAGCUCAGCGGAGCGCAGUACGCUUUCAUUUCGAAACGAAUGUUAGUCGACGAUGAGGAUGCGACUGUUGAGAUGCCGCCCUUUGGGGCUCCAGGAUCGUGCCUCAUGAGCCAGGCACUCUACUUCAAUGAUGGUCAUGGCCAGUCGGGAAAUCCACUCAAUGUCAAAUACCAAGUGUACGGUUGCCCAUGCGAGCAUAUGAAGCACAACAGAGUCCUCUUGAUCCCGGAGAGGCUUGGGGAGAUCUUCCCAAACAAUCCGAACGCGUCGAUGUUUGUAGUCCCUGUGGAGGCUUAUCUGGGAGUUCCUCUGUUCGACGACGAGGGAAAGUGCUUCGCCCAUUUUGGUGUAAUGUGGUCAAAGGAGGGGGUUGAAAAACUUCGGCUCAGCUGGGCGUUUGUGGAGAUGAUGUUUCAUGCACUCGAAGACGCUCUCCUGUCCGGCUUUUUGGAACGUGGACGGUUUGCAUCUUCUCUUAAAUCUGUGACGAGGCCGAACGCCGUUAUUCCUCAUGAAGCUAUUCCAGGUGCGCAGUCUCUGAAGCCAUAUGCUCGAAAUCUCUCACAUGAGCUUCGAACUCCAAUGCAGGGUGUUGUGGGCAUGCUCGAUGUCAUGUACGCAACAGUGCAAGAGGCUACAGAAGGCCAGCGCGACAAACAAUUGCGAGCUACGCUUGAGAAUCUUAAGGAGAACAUUGAAGUGGCGCAGGAUAGCUCCCGUCGCGCCGUAGAAGCUGCCGACAAUGUCGUUCACGCUUAUGACAUGGGGAUGGGAGUCCCCGAGACUCCUGUUGUGCAUUUGACCGUGGAAGAAGACUCUGUGGAUGGCACGAGGCUGCCGCGCCGCGAAAAGCGACCAGAGAUUGUGGUCACCGGAGAGAACGUCCCAAUCAAUUUCAAAGGCCAUAAGCGAAGAAGAGAAAGUCGAAGUACGUCGAGGUCGUCUUCAACGAAACAACGAAGGGUAGAGCCGGCACAGGAGCCUCAAUUCGUUCUUAAUGAGUAUGCACCAGCGACGUACCCUAAUUUCACGGACUCUGGGUCUAGAGCCCUACCUGUCCCUACCUCGCCAACCAUGGCGCAUCUGGAAAGUAGCGAACAAGCCUCAAUUCCUCCUGGCUUGCGACAUACGAACCUCAGAGAUCUACUGCAAUUCCUUAUCAACGACCUGUUAAAAGUUGGGGGCCGACCUGAAUCGGCCAUUGCGUUAGAGAUCGACGGUGGUGAGGACAUCGAGGUCCGGGUCCGCACACAGAGUGGUGAAGAGAAAAUUAAACACAUCAGAUGGGUUGUGGAAUCAUCGGUCCCAGACACAAUUCUUAUCGAAGAACAGAGCCUCGUAAAGGUCAUCUCCUCGGUCUACUCAAACGCGAUCAAAUUUACGGAAGAAGGCAGCAUUUUCUUGCAUGCUUGGCUGAAUCCGAAGUCUCGCUACAUCGUUAUUCGAGUUCGCGACACCGGUGUAGGCAUACGGGAAGAAUUUGUACCCCGUCUAUUCCUCCCCUUCUCAAAAGAGGAUGAUUCAUUAACUCGGAUGAGUGAAGGGCUGGGACUUGGUCUUAUGGUUGCCAAAGGCCUUGCUCGAAAACUGGGAGGAGAUUUGACUCUAGUCCGCACACAAGCAUCCGGCCCGGCACGUGGGAGUGAAUUUGAGAUUCGAGUUCCCAUGACGCCAUCAGACAUCGCGAGCCGUCCAUCAACACCCUCUGGGUCCCCGGCUCCAUCCCACCGGUCCCGUAGGUCAACGGUCGAAGACGAUCUCCAAGAUUUCAACCGGACGAGGUCAGGCAGCAUUCGAUCCGCCCAGAACAGUCUCAUGUCUGAGUCUAAGCGACAUUCAAAUACAUCACCGACACGAUCGAAUCAAACUCCUUCACCACCUCGUACAAGCAAUGGAAAUAUUACCAAUCCUCAUCGAGUCACAAAGGUACCAAGACGAUCAUCGCCUUCAAAACGAAAUUCGGAUUUCGAUCGCACGCUAGCUCAAAGGUUCCCGUUGAGAUUUCUGGUAGUGGAAGACAACAAGAUCAAUCGAAAGCUUCUUGUCAACAUGCUCCACAAACUUGGCUAUCGGGAUGUUCACGAGGCGUAUGACGGUUCACAUGCCGUGCGACAAAUGGAUGCCCUCCGAGGUGAGAUCGAUGUCGUUCUCAUGGAUUUGUGGAUGCCUUACAUGGAUGGAUACGAAGCGUCAGAGAGGAUCUUGAAAAUGACAUGGGAUCCGCCUCUUUCCGAACCUCUUGAAGGAGAGGCUAGGUCUAAUGGACACAGAAAACCAAACGUACCCACCGUUCUCGCCGUGACCGCUGACGUGACCGACGGUGCGCUAGAACGAGCUGCAGCUGUUGGAAUGAAAGGUUUCCUCACAAAACCAUUCAAGAUGGUCGACCUAGAGAGGUUGAUACUUGAAUACUGCGCAACACGCCACUCGGAUUGAGAUUUCUCUCUUCCUGGAUGUGAUGAUGAAACUUAUCAAUACAAUGUUCAACUACUUAUGAAGUCAUGAACUCAUUUUACUAAAUUCAAGGCUUAUCUGGCGCAUAGCAUAUUGUGGGGCAAUAUUCAGGAGUCUGUGCAAGAAAAUCCGGAGCCGUACACUGUGAAGACUAGCAUCGUGGUCUGGCGUUUUUGUCUCGGGUUGCAGAAGGAGACAAUUUGCAUUGAUAUUAGAAGUCUCAGACAUCAAUUCAUAAGGUGGCGCCAAUCGCCUACAUAAGUGGAAAGAUUUUCUUUUAACAAGAUCCAUCGAACUUUUUAGCAACACUCUUCACUUGCAAGGACGUUGAAUGCUCAAUCGCCAUGAGAUGUGUUUGCCUGGUUCUUGCAUAAUUUAGUAUGAAGUCCGUCAAAUUGACGAAAUAGUUUGGAACAGACUAAUCAGAACGACAAUAUCACAAGCUCGGCUGAUGCAAGGCACGGCAGAAACCGGAGGGUGUUAAAAAAAAAGAAGAAAGAGUUAAAGGUAC
Molecule: messenger RNA, 3720 nt
Organism: Verruconis gallopava
Lineage: Eukaryota; Fungi; Ascomycota; Dothideomycetes; Venturiales; Sympoventuriaceae
Exons: 2
Coding region: 498-3191 (897 amino acids)
Biological process (GO): protein autophosphorylation; phosphorelay signal transduction system
Molecular function (GO): phosphorelay sensor kinase activity; histidine phosphotransfer kinase activity
Source: RefSeq, a predicted model, not a curated record